AAUAACCCCAAGGCUGCUCGUGUAGGUCUUGCGUCUCGCCAAAGCUCUGCCCAAUCUGCAGUCUUUCUAUUUAGAUCCUACCUCCCUCCUACUCUUUCCUCUAGAGCUCAGUUGAAACUGCAAGCAUCGCAAAGCUUGCAUUGUUCGCCAUGUCGUCCCAGGUGAACCACUCAAGCCACGAUAUAACGGCUCCUGGCUUUGGCCAACCUUACGAUCCUUUUGCCGACCUUUCGCAUGAUGCGGAUGACACGGACGAAGCCCUGGACUUCGAUGAUACAUACGAUGGGCUAGGUGAUCAGUUGGAUGAGACGGACGACGCCUUUAACGACGACACCUUUGGUGGGGGCACCGGAGCAUCCCACGCGCCCGUUGGCAAAGAUUUUGAUUUCUUUGGUCAGACUGCGAAAGUCGCAAAUGCCAUCGAGGAAGAACAUCAACGCUUUAGCCGCCAGAAGCCUGUCCCUAAGACAGCGCCAACUACGUCGACGCAAAACUAUAGUUCAGGAUAUUCGUAUCAGCCAGCGCCGAAACCGGCCAGAACGGGCUAUGAGAAAUACAAAGAGGCUGAGCCCGUCUCUGAUCUCCAGGUUGAUGCCUCAAUAUGGGGCGUUCAGCCCAAGAAGGCCGCCGCACCAACAUCAACAACCCAGGGCCAACCGGCAGGCCCUACGACAGGCCGAAAGAUGAUGAGCUUAGAAGAGGUCGAGGCGGCAAUGAGAGCUCAGGCAAAGGCUCCUCCUCCCCAAAUUCCACAGGCUCAGCCACCCCAACCGUCUUUUGGGGCCUCUCCCGAGCCUCAGACAUCGACCCGGCAAGCGCACCACCCCCAUCUGGAGUCUCGAGAACACCAUCCUCCACCGCAACAAUUUGACAAUCGGCAAGCUCAAGGCCUUUACCCGCCUGGCAACCAUCAGGUCACGCAAGGCCCAACCGCACACGGGCACCCCAUCGCAAUCUUGCAACGCCCAUCUUCGAAGCAGGCCCCGCCUAGUCCUCUGCCCGUCCAGAAUCAGCCACCUCCUAUGGGCUUUCCGACGCAGAUACUGCAAAAUCCGAAUCGCCUCCCCGCAGAACCUCCAAGGACGGGCGUGCCAACCCACCGACAACAGGGAUCACUUUCUCACCAACCACAAGUUGGCGCAACCGCCCCUCAACUGUCUCACAUGACUGAGCACGAAAAAUCGGCCUUUCUCGAAGCUGAGGCAAGGCGUGCGAAGCGAAACCACAAGAUUCAUGUUCUGUCCAAAGACAAUGGCCUAAUGACUCCGCAGGAUAAAAGUUUUAUCACCAGAAUUCAACUUCAGCAGCUCGUCUCGGCCACUGGAGAUCCGAACGAGCACGGCACCGACGCCGCCCUUGCAGAGGAUUUCUACUACCAGGUUCUUAGCUCCUUACGGGCGGGACAGCGACCGAAUCCAAACCAACCAUUGAACACAUUUGCCCAAACAUACCUCUUCCAGACAGGUACCCGCCAUGGAGGUAUGAGACGACAAGGCCGUGGUCCGGAGAAUCAUAUGCAGCGCAUGGAGCAACAAGUGCAGCGCGCCGUCGAGGCUGCGAAGAACAAGCCCAAAAACAAACAACUGGUCAUCGAAGGCAGCUUGGGAAAGAUUUCUUUCAGUAACGCGAAGACACCCAAACCUCUCCUAAACAUUAAGAGGGCCGAAAGCAACCCCGAGACCCAUCGUCCACACCCAACCUCUAAGGGGACUGAUAAGAAGGAGACGCUCCGAAACAUCGAGAGCGCGUACAUGACUCUGAUGAAGAUGGAAGACCUGGCUCGCGUUAUGCCUCCUUCUCCAUCUGACGGUCAGCCGGAUCAAGCGUUUGCCGAGCGACAGCUGGAGAAGCAGAGACUGAAUGAGAAGCUGUGGAACGAGCUCAAAGUCCACGAGCCUAUAGGUGCGACUGCAGUACAUCCAUUCAUCGACUUUCUUUCCUAUCCCAAAGGGAAGAAAGCUAUCCCCCGCGUCUUCCAGCAUCUGAGUCCCGAACAGCGUACGACUAUCUUGACAAUUAUCAUUAUCCACCUGGAUCAACUUGAUGUUGUUCGAGGCGCGCAGGUCCAGACCGGAGAACCUCUUAGCCUUAAUGCUGCCACGCGGGAAAGCAUCGAGUUAUUCUCUUUGGCAGUGAUGCCAAGCCUCUUCCAGCUCCUCAGCGAAUCAGAACUCCACAUCGUCACCGGCGUGCUGGGAUUGAUAACCCAGAAUUUAAACGUGGACCUAGUCGCACGGACACGUAUCGGCGUGUCUAUGUUGACUAUGAUUCUCAGUCGAGCGGAGCUCGUCAAACAAGCGGGGCAGGUGGACGAGCAUUCCCAGCCUUGGAAGCAAUGGACCUCGACUUUCAACCAAUUUUUCAAUGCCUUAGAGCCGACGCUGCCCAACAUCUUCCCUGGCACCGUCACAUCUGGAGAGGACAUUUAUGUCUGGCAGUUUCUGGCAGCCAUCGGCAUUGGUGCUAACCCAGUGGAGCAGCAACGAUUGGUCCUAGCCGUGAAGGACCGCGUCAUGGAGACGGUGGGCCUAGCGAAGACACUCCCUCCUGACAUGGCCAAGCAGCGAUUGGACAAUGUCAACCUCUUUAUGCGAUCCAUUGGCCUCGACGUUGAAUUAUUGAACUAGGCCAUGGUAAGCAGACCGAAGGUCUCUUCUACUGGGCCAGCCUUGGCCCCAACGGCGGCUACAUUCAGCGAAUAUGCUUAUUCACGCCGGACGGCGCAGCU
Durotheca rogersii is the source of this 2728-nucleotide messenger RNA. Its product is annotated as topoisomerase II-associated protein PAT1. The coding region runs from base 150 to 2627 and encodes 825 amino acids. The record is from RefSeq and is a predicted model, not a curated record. Gene Ontology annotation, molecular function: RNA binding. The transcript is spliced from 3 exons. NCBI's taxonomy places the organism in Eukaryota, Fungi, Ascomycota, Sordariomycetes, Xylariales, Xylariaceae. Gene Ontology annotation, cellular component: P-body. Gene Ontology annotation, biological process: deadenylation-dependent decapping of nuclear-transcribed mRNA; P-body assembly.